This is a messenger RNA of Vanessa atalanta (red admiral), 2430 nucleotides long. RefSeq names its product ionotropic receptor 21a (gene Ir21a). The transcript has 9 exons. NCBI's taxonomy places the organism in Eukaryota, Metazoa, Arthropoda, Insecta, Lepidoptera, Nymphalidae. Gene Ontology annotation, cellular component: membrane. The coding region runs from base 1 to 2430 and encodes 809 amino acids. Gene Ontology annotation, molecular function: ligand-gated monoatomic ion channel activity. The record is from RefSeq and is a predicted model, not a curated record.
AUGCUACAAAACUAUCACAAACCUUUGUUUUUUAAGAAUCGAUAUAAUUUAUUAGAACCUGACAAAAACAAAAUCAAUUCUGACGGUCUCGAACAAAAUAUAGUUCGAAUAAAAUCGGUAAAGGUUAAGCGUGGUGCAGAUCCAGUUUUCCAUGGACACCCGAAAACAAGAGAAGAAAUUUGGCAUGAGAAUUUCUUGAGAAAGAAUAAUAAUUUCGAUCAAACAUCGUCGCUUACUAAACUAAUAAAUAAUAUAACGUUGACAUAUUUAAACGAUUGCACGCCAGUCAUACUUUACGAUGACCAAAUAAAGUCUAGUGAGAACUUUUUAUUUCAACACCUCUUCAAAAAUUUCCCUGUUUCGUUUAUGCAUGGAUACAUAGGUGAUAAAGAUUACUUAGAAGAGCCAAAGUUGCUACAGCCUAGACAAAAUUGCCAUCAUUUUAUAGUUUUUCUGACUGAUGUUAUGAGAAGUGCUAAAGUUUUGGGUAAGCAAUCGGAAAGUAAGAUUAUUGUGGUCGCGAGGUCUUCACAGUGGGCUGUUCAAGAAUUCCUUGCAGGGCCUGUAUCAAAAAAUUUAGUUAAUUUACUUAUCAUCGGGCAAAGUUUUAAGGAUGACGAAAAUAUGGAAGCGGCGUACAUAUUAUACACUCAUAUUUUAUAUACAGACGGACUGGGUACUAGCAAAUCUUUAAUAUUAUCUUCUUGGAGUCAUGGUAAAUUUUCACGAAAAGUUAAUUUAUUUCCAACUAAAAUGACGCAUGGCUAUGCUGGGCACAGAUUUUUAGUAGCCGCUGCAAAUCAACCUCCCUUUGUAUUCAGGAGAAUAGAAACUGAUUCGGAUGGUGGAAAUCCGAGAGUAGUUUGGAAUGGUCUUGAAAUAAAAAUUCUUAAAUUGCUAGCAGAAAGAAACAAUUUCUCUAUCGAAGUAGUUGAACCUCGGGCACUACAAUUAGGUUCUGGCGACGCUGUUGCUAAAGAGAUAAUUUCCGGUCGAGUUGAUAUCGGCAUAGCCGGAAUGUAUAUAACCGAAGAAAGAGCUCGUGAUAUGGAUGUCAGUUUUUCUCACUCUCAUGAUUGUGCGGCAUUUAUAACAUUAACAUCGACUGCUCUUCCUCGAUAUCGAGCAAUACUUGGUCCAUUCCACUGGCAUGUCUGGGUAGCUCUAACAUUUACUUAUUUAAUUGGUAUAAUCCCUUUGGCAUUCUCAGACAAGCAUACGUUAAGUCACUUAAUUCAUAAUAAGGGAGAAAUUGAGAAUAUGUUCUGGUACGUUUUUGGGACGUUCACUAAUUGUUUUACAUUUGUCGGUGAAAAUUCUUGGAGUAAAACAACAAAAAUAACUACAAGAUUAUUAAUAGGAUGGUAUUGGUUAUUUACAAUCAUUAUAACGAGUUGUUACACAGGAUCAAUUAUAGCAUUUGUAACUUUACCAAUAUUUCCGGAGACGGUAGAUACGAUAUCACAACUUCUGGCCGGGUUUUAUCGUGUUGGAACUUUAGAUCAUGGUGGUUGGGAAAGGUGGUUCUAUAAUUCAUCGGAUCCCUUAACCAAUAAGCUUUUGAGGAAAUUGGAAUUUGUGCCCGAUGUCAAAACUGGAAUUCGGAACACUACUGAGGCAUUUUUCUGGCCUUAUGCAUUCCUGGGAUCACAAUCGGAGUUGGAAUAUAUUGCACAAGCGAAUUUUACAAAAACGGAGUCGAAACGUUCUCUUCUUCAUAUAUCCAAUGAAUGUUUCGUACCAUUUGGUGUUAGCGUGGGUUUUCCAAAUAAUUCUUUAUAUGGGGCCAAAUUAAGUAAAGAUAUCAGCAGAAUGGUACAAAGUGGUAUUAUAAAUAAAUUUAUCGAUGAAGUUCGAUGGGAAAUGCAGAGGACAAAAUCAGGAGACUUAUUAUCAGUAGUACAUAGUCCGAUAAAGAUGAAUUCAAUUGAGGAAAGAGGCUUAACAUUGGAAGACACGCAAGGCAUGUUCCUAUUACUGGGUGCAGGGUGUCUUAUAGCGGCUACCGCUCUUUUAUCUGAAUGGAUGGGAGGAUUUACAAAACGAUGCCGUAAUUUAGGAAAGAAAAUUACCUCAACGAAGACGUCCAAGAACCUUCCCAAUACGCCAAAAGAGUCCGCAAAGACGGAAGUAGCUAUCAGUGAUGGUACCGAAAGUAAAUUGGGUUUUAAUGAGAGAGCUUCAAGCUUUGAAUCUGAUUAUACUUGUGAUGGUCAAAUUAUAACUGUAACUCAAGAGAGUAUAAUAAUACACAACGAUUGUAAUGAAGAAGGUUGGGAUUCUAGGCGAUCUAGUUUCAUCGAUUUAGAUUAUGAAAUCCAAGAAAUUUUUGAAAAGGAAAAUCAACUUACCGAAACAACAUCAGAUAAAAUAAAUAGAAAUGAUACUGCAUCAAAAGGCGCAUUUGGAGAUAUUGUUAGUACAAAAUAG